Scylla paramamosain (green mud crab) is the source of this 4264-nucleotide messenger RNA. RefSeq lists its product as uncharacterized. Lineage: Eukaryota; Metazoa; Arthropoda; Malacostraca; Decapoda; Portunidae. Gene Ontology annotation, molecular function: protein binding. The transcript has 11 exons. The record is from RefSeq and is a predicted model, not a curated record. The coding region runs from base 223 to 2049 and encodes 608 amino acids.
AGGAGUUAAGCCACUCGGGGCUGAACACUUGACGUGUCUUAAGGGUGGACAGCAAAGGAAACAGAUUAUGCACGACUCAGUGAAGGACGAGUGAACACAAAUAUAGAGGAUAUAAGGUUGUUACAUAAAAAAUUGUAUUAAUUUUAUUGGUUAAUUAUGACAGACACCAAUAGACUCAUAAACACUUGACAGCUGAAUUGAUAUCAGUAACAAACAAAGGAAAUGGGCAACUCCUCAGUGAAGGAAGCUGCCGAGGAAGCCAAAGGGAACCGCAGCUUAAACCUGUCGUGCAAGCUGACCCCCAAGCAGUAUGUCAAGCACACUUCAGGAGAGUUUAUUGAAGGGUGUCUGCUGGCUCUGCCUUGGGAGAUCUACUACAACACAGUCUCUAUGUAUGAGAAUGUCAAUGCCAGCUUCAACUUUAUCAGUGAGAUUCCUGAGGAGCUAAGUCUUCAUGUCCCCCACCUGAAGUUUCUCAACUUGAGCCACAAUCAGAUCACAUCUCUGCCACACUCCUUCAGUCUCCUGCUCCACCUGCGAGUGCUUGACCUCUCCUACAACAGAUUCAAGGUGGUGCCAGAGGCUCUCACUGGCCUCGAGAAGCUGCACACCCUCAACCUUGCCAAUAAUAAUAUCACCGAGCUCCCAGUAACCUUGGCAAAACUUACAAGUCUUGAAAAAUUGAACAUAUCCAACAACUGUUUGAGAGCACUUCCUGGAAGCCUGGUGGAGUGUCCCAAACUCCAUGUGUUAGUUACUCAAGGAAAUGAGCUCAUUCACCCACCACAAGCAAUCUGUGAUACUGGCUCAGAGGCUACACUUCUCUUUCUCAGAGAGAGACAUUUGCAACAAACAAGACCAGCAGCCAAGUUGAGUAUCUUUACUCGGGUGAGAGGAGUACAGGUGGUGGCCAGUGUCAGUAACCCAGAAUCGGCCAGCAUGGAGUACCGUCAGGCUCAGGGAAUGUCACGCACCAACAAGCUCAAGUGUCCAUUGAUGCCACCAGCCUGUGCUACAAGCCUUACACCUGACCAGCUGACUGACUCAUUGCUUGGACUGUUGUAUGGUGUGGCCAUCAGCGAUGCAAUGGCUCUCAACACAGAAGGACUCACCGUUGAUGAGUGCAACUUUUUCUAUGACUCCGAAAACUUCUCCCUAGAAAACAGAAUCAGCGACUACCUACGGACACAUUUUCCCCCACACGACUGGUCCUCCAACACAGACAUCAUGUUGCUGACCCUGGAGUCCAUGAUGCGGUGGGGAGGAGUGGUGGAUGAGCUGGAGCUGGCGUGUCAGCUGGACCAGUGGAGGAUUCACGGCUCACCAGACCUGGACCCCAUGCCUGGAUACUUCCUGUCACCAUUUAUGAAGAAAGUUAUAACAACAGAAGGAUAUUCAGCAAACCCUCAUGGAGUUGCUGAAGCUGUUUAUAAACAAGUCAAGGAUGAGAUGUCAAGAGGAAUUUACCUCACCAAUUCCCAUGACAACUCGUGUCUUCCAUCAUCUCUUGUUUUAGGAAUACCAUGUUUCUACAAACACCAUGAAGUGGAGAUGAAUGCUGAGAGAAUUUGCAAAGCUUCACAUUCUGACCCAGUUGUGAGGGCCACUUGCAUAUUUUUGUCACUGUUAGUGGCAUCACUCCUGCAGGGACAGAAAACAAAAGAUGUUCCAGUCCUUGGUCUUGUCAAGGAGCUAAUGCAGAAGGUGGAGGAAACACUGACAGACAAAAGUGAAAAGGAGAGGUUCCAGGCAGCUUUCCACACCCACUAUGAAAAGUUUUCACACAGGUGUGAUGUGUUGACAACCUUACAGAUGUUGAUGUUUGUUCUCAGCAGUAAGCAGCUUGACUUCAAGGAACAUAUCACCAGGAUUGUAAUGCAGGGAGGAGAGGGGGUGUGUGUUCAUGCCAGUGUGGUGGGAGGGGUUUUGGGCCUCAUUCUUGGCUAUUCAAAUCUCCCACAAGACUGGCUCAUCCAGCUUCCUCAAGAAAAUAUUAAGUUUUUGAACUCUAAGUUAAAUUUGUUACUUGACCUCUUUGGUUUGCCUUGAAUGAAGUGACAUAUUACCUUAUGCAGAUGUAAAGUUAAUAUUUCAGAUUAUGUAUUACAGUUAAUUAUUGAAUUCUUUAGUUCAUGCAUCACUAUAACUGGAUAGAAAGAGAUUGGCAUAAGAUGUUUUGUCUGUGCCUUGAUGCUCAAAGUGGCAGCCACAACAUAGCAUCCUCACCUGUCUUCCCUCACUUGCCACAGUCCUUUCAUUCCUGUUUGGAGUCCUUUUGUCUUCCCUCAACUGCACUUGCUCAGAAGGCAUAUGGUCUUCCUCUACAAUGUGACUCGUACACAUUUUUAAUCAAUAAAGUGAUGUUCUUACUGAACCACCUCAGUAAUAUUCCAUUCAAGCAUUUAAACCACUCCACAGUUCACAUAUUGACAUGUAGCAAUCCUUUAUAUUUUGUGCAUGUGUGUGAAAUGCUGUGCUCCUUGGAGCUUCCUCUGAAGAGACAGCUGUGAGAGACAAGUUCCUGUGUAACAUCAGCACCAUUCUGUUGAUCCUUGAAUGUCAGUCUUCUUACACAAGAGAGGUAUAAUUGGGGUGAGAGUGAUGGGAUCAGUAAAGAGCAGCAAGUGAGCUGCAUUUGUGGUGUUGUGCAAUAAAGGUGCCAGAAUUGACACAUUUCACUUUGGCAGUGUCCUGUGAUGGGCAUUGUUAUGUUACUCACUCAGGCUUUAUUUCAUGGACCAAUGUGGAAACUUACUGUGAUAUACUGUUUUCCUUUUAAUUGGGGUUGAUCUAUACAGAAAUGACUAGUUCUGUCAUGAUCAGUGUUCAGUAAUGUUCUUUGUAUUCAAGACACCACUUGAUUUUUAUAUCACUGAGAGCAUUUCUUGUUCAUACUUGUAUUCAUUGUAAUAGAAAUGCCUCAUUUUGUUUUAGUUUUAAGGUGACAUAACUAUGUGUCUUGUCAUCAUAAACUAUGUACAUUAUGCAGCCUCUUGUAUGUUGCAAAUAAUUGGUCUCCAAGAAGUCUUGAAAAACAUAUCAGGAAUUAAAAUGGGUGAUGGUAUGUAGCAUCCACACCACCCGUGUUAACACUCCUAUUAGAUAUGAGCAAUUCAGACUUCCAUGCCUCUGCCUUCCUGAUCACUGACACUUUUGCAAAGAAAGUACUGUAAGAUAAGAGCAUUAGUCCUCAAACAAGAUUGCAGGCAAUGCUACAUAAAGCUGUGGCCAAGGCAGGCAACACAAAUACCAACACCCACCAUUUCCUUUCUUCCUCACCUUACUGAAUGACUUCAGGCAUUCUCUCUCUCUCUCUCUCUCUCUCUCUCUCUCUCUCUCUCUCUCUCUCUCUCUCUCUCUCUCUCUCUCUCUCUCUCUCUCUCUCUCUCUCUCUCUCUCUCUCUCUCUCUCUCUCUCUCUCUCUCUCUCUCUCUCUCUCUCUCUCUCUCAUCGUAUCACAAGCAUUGCUCCAGGCAAUACUAUCCAUGGCACAGGCAUGAUGCUCAGUACAAUAGAUCCACCUUACUUGUUUGCUUGACUGGGAGAGCUGUCCGUAUCCUCCAGAAGCCCCUAUGGAGGCUGACAUGUCUUCAGGGAGAGCAGGAGAGAGAGAGAGAGAGAGAGAGAGAGAGAGAGAGAGAGAGAGAGAGAGAGAGAGAGAGAGAGAGAGAAUAGCAGAAUAGAUUCAGGUGUGUGGAUUGGGUGGACUGGUGCAGGAGGCUGAUGGAUGACCUACCUGUGCCCAUGGACUGUAUGGGUUAAUUCAGUGAGGGCCAUGCAGGGAUCAAGGCGAGAUGGAGAGUGGAAGUACUACACAAAACUUGAAUUUUAGGACCCAAUAAUGUAUGAUGCAAGAAUCUGCAACACAGUCACAUUGCUUCUUGGUAAUGUUUAAGGUGCAGCUCCUUAUUUCCAAAUGCUGAUAUAAGAAAUGUAUUGUAAGGCCCCAUCCACAUGAUUGUAAACACUGUUCAUCCAUUCAUACACUGCAGCAAACAGUUGUACUACCAAACAGAUGGCCUUAACUGGUGAUGUCACUCAACCAUGGGCAUGGACACUGUUGGUUUCCCCCUAAAUUUUAUCUUAACAAUGGGCUUCAAGUGAGUGCUGAUCAGGCAGUGCUCAGUCAUGUGGAUGGGGCAUAUUUUUAAUCUGCUUGUUUACCAUUUUUUACAUGAGCCUGUGUAAGGUUGGUAUAGGGUUGGUUGGCAUUGACUUGAUAUAAUGUUACUUUUUAUUAAAAAAUAUUUGUUUCCUAUAUACA